AUGGAUGCACGAACAGAAGUCUCGGAUGCCACUGAGGCGUCAAUACGGCCACGAAUCGCGCAGCUACCUGCUAGCUGUGACCCUCCACAGCCUAAUGCUGCUGUGAAGCAAUUGGUUUGGGUGAUCUUUGGAGGCACAGGCCAGAUGGGCCAUACUCUUGUCAAUAGCGCACUUGCACAUGGAGAUUUGGUGACGUCGGUUGGCCGCGUGUUUGAGACAAGCCUUAACGACAUGGAGAAUAUUCAUGAGAAUUGUCUCGGCGCGUUGUGUGACGUCCGCGCACGCGAGUCCGUCAAUCGAGUCAUUGAGCGCACUCUUCAACGAUUUGGCCGCAUCGACAUUGUUGUCAAUUGCUCUGGCUACGGUGUGAUUGGCGCUUGUGAGGAUCAGGACGAGCAUGAUAUACGCAAUCAGUUCGAGACCAACUUCAUGGGAACGCUUCACAUCAUUCACGCUACACUGCCUUAUUUUCGCAGACAGAAUGCUGGCCGAUAUCUCAUCUUCAGCUCGACUUCAGGUGCCCUGGGAGUUCCUGGUUUGGGCCCUUAUUGCGCGACCAAGUAUGCGGUUGAAGGCUUGAUCGAAGCCAUGCUCUAUGAGACUGAUGCCUUUAACAUUAAAGCUACGCUGAUCGAACCAGGCCAUGUGAGACCUGAGGAACCCGAGAUCCAGGACUCGACGCUCCCGACAUCUUGGGGCCAUUUUCUUGUCAAGCCGCCCAGCGAAACAUACAGCAACCCAACGGCGCCCGCAUUGCAUGCGCGACGAAUCGUUCAGUGGCUCGGCGACAAGUAUCGACCUACAAGCGCAAUCAAAUGCGCUGAACUCGUAUGGCAACUGGGGCACUGCUCGUAUCCUCCAUUACGACUUUUGUUAGGAAGCUAUGCGAUUGAAAGCAUUCGUGAUCGCAUGCGAUCCGUGACGGAAGAAUUGGAAGAUUGGAAACACCUCAACUUCCCAGCUGGGCCAGAGGAUGACAGGGAAGCCGGUGAAGAAGCAGCAAUGCCAGAUGCUAAUGAAGCUGCUUCGUAA
Messenger RNA from Fusarium pseudograminearum CS3096, 1032 nucleotides. RefSeq lists its product as uncharacterized. Lineage: Eukaryota; Fungi; Ascomycota; Sordariomycetes; Hypocreales; Nectriaceae. The record is from RefSeq and is a predicted model, not a curated record. The transcript is spliced from 2 exons. The coding region runs from base 1 to 1032 and encodes 343 amino acids.